GCAAUUUUUAUAUUUAUUUCUGUGGCCACAGAAACAACACAAAACUAAUCAGAAUCCCCACAACGACGACGAUGGCUUCUCUCGCGACUUCCAUCGCCGGAACUGGAACCUCCAAGCUUCUCGUUUCAUCUUCUUCAAACAGAAAAGGGUUUCCUGUAAUCACCAAUCAAAACUCGAGAGUCUUCUUCCUUUCCUCUAGACCGAUCUCUAAAGCUGGGACCUUUCCCCGAUCAGCGAUACACGCUUCGAGCCAAGAGGAAGCCAAGUCUUCACCUUUCGCGUCCGUGGAAGCACCACCGGGUCUAUACUCAGCUCAGACUUUCGAUUUGACUCCUCAAAAUGUCGACUUAGUCCUCGAAGAUGUCAGGCCGUUCCUCAUCUCUGAUGGUGGGAACGUCGACGUUGUCUCCGUUGAAGACGGUGUUGUUUCUCUCAAACUCCAAGGAGCAUGUACUAGCUGCCCGAGUUCUUCAACAACCAUGACGAUGGGAAUCGAAAGGGUACUCAAAGAGAAGUUUGGAGAUGCUUUGAAAGAUAUUCGACAAGUUUUUGAUGAAGAGGUUAAGCAUAUAACCGUAGAGGCAGUGAAUGCUCAUCUUGAUAUACUGAGACCAGCGAUCAAGAACUACGGAGGAAGUGUGGAAGUUUUAUCAGUUGAAGGUGAAGACUGUGUUGUGAAGUACGUUGGACCAGAAUCUAUUGGAAUGGGAAUUAAAGCAGCGAUUAAAGAAAAGUUCAAGGACAUUUCUAAUGUAACCUUUACAAGCUAGAAACUAUAUAUACUUUGUAAAAUAAAUACAGCUGCUCUUUGUUUGAGGUGAUUUCAUUUUGUAAUGUUCACAUCAGUAGUAGUCCACAUAACUGUCCUUGAGCCAUCUUGCAAGGUUGAUCAAGAACGGUGUGUAGACAAAGUAGCUUGUUGUUGACCAGGAAACACUUUUUAUAUUGUUUUUGUUUGAGGAAGAUGCAUGUAUCAACACUCUUUUACCUGGCCAAAGAUCUCUGUGUUUGCUUCUGUAUAGUAGCACAGAUGUAAGAAACUGUUAAGUCAUGUUAUGUCAAUCUUUA
This is a messenger RNA of Eruca vesicaria subsp. sativa (arugula), 1068 nucleotides long. The record is from the annotation of a GenBank genome assembly. Lineage: Eukaryota; Viridiplantae; Streptophyta; Magnoliopsida; Brassicales; Brassicaceae.